Molecule: messenger RNA, 380 nt
Organism: Racocetra fulgida
Lineage: Eukaryota; Fungi; Glomeromycota; Glomeromycetes; Diversisporales; Gigasporaceae
Source: the annotation of a GenBank genome assembly
CAGGGAUCCUAAGCAACUAGGUCCAUUUGUAUAUUCUCCAAUUGCGAAAGAGCUUGGCCUUGGCCAAUCUCUGAUUGAACGACUUGCAAAAACCAAGUACUAUGAUUUUAGUAGUACUUGUAAAUAUGGAGUGAAAUUAUUAAUAAACUACCGUACACACCCGGAAAUACUUAAAUUUCCAAAUGCUACAUUUUAUGAAGAUGAACUUCAACCCUCCGGUUAUGUAUUAGCAGUUGUAAGGCAACUUUUGAAGGAAAAGGUUAAACCAGAAGAUAUUGGUAUUAUUUCACCUUAUGUUAAACAACGCGAAAAGAUCAAUAAAUUAUUAAAACAUAAGGGUAUUAACGGGGUGGAAAUUGGAACUGUGGAAAAGUUUCAAG